This is a messenger RNA of Euleptes europaea (tarantolino), 939 nucleotides long. RefSeq names its product olfactory receptor 12D1-like. Gene Ontology annotation, molecular function: G protein-coupled receptor activity; olfactory receptor activity. Bases 1 to 939 code for a protein of 312 amino acids. Lineage: Eukaryota; Metazoa; Chordata; Lepidosauria; Squamata; Sphaerodactylidae. The transcript has a single exon. Gene Ontology annotation, biological process: G protein-coupled receptor signaling pathway. Gene Ontology annotation, cellular component: membrane. The record is from RefSeq and is a predicted model, not a curated record.
AUGGAGAACAUGACGGAGACGAAAGAAUUUAUCUUACUGGGCUUGACUGAUUCCCGAGGACUUUGGCCUUUCCUCUUUCUUCUAUUCCUGCUGUUCUACCUGGUCACUGUGUUAGGAAAUAGCCUCAUUGUAUACCUCGUCCUGGCUGAGCCUUGUCUCCACACACCUAUGUAUUUCUUCCUUAGCAAUCUUUCCUGCUUGGACAUUUGCUACGCCACUGUCACCGUGCCCAAGAUGCUGGCUGGCUUUUUAUCGGGGCCGCAGCCUAUCUCGUUUAGUGGGUGCCUGGCCCAGCUCCAUUUCUUCCACUUCACAGGUAGCAGCGAAGGUGUUCUUCUGGCAGUCAUGGCUUACGACCGCUAUGUGGCUAUCUGCUACCCUCUGCGCUAUACCAUCAUUAUGAACAAGCAUGUCUGCCUGACUCUUGCUGUAGCCACUUGGUCUACGGGAUUCUUCCAUGCACUGGUACACACAGUGAUGACCUCCCGGCUGCACUUCUGUGGCCCUAAACAUGUCCAGCACUUCUUCUGUGAUGUCAAGCCGCUCCUGAGAUUGGCCUGCAGUAGCAUCCAGCUGAACAUCAGCCUUCUCAACAUUGUCACAGGUUCACUUGUCAUGACUUCUUUUUUCCUCACGCUUCUCUCCUAUCUCUACAUCAUCCCUUUUCUCUUCCUGAAGGUUCAGUCGCACAAAGCAAGAUUGAAGGCCUUCUCCACCUGCAGCUCCCAUCUCACAGUUGUAGUUUUACUCUAUGUGCCUGUUCUGUUCAACUAUUUGUCCCCCUCCUCAGGAGAGUCAUUACAGCGGGAGAUGAUAUCUACCCUCAUGUAUAAUGUAGGUGUCUCAGUACUGAACCCCCUGAUUUACACCUUGAGGAAUAAGGAGAUGAAAGAUGCCAUAAGGAAAACUGUCAGAAAAAUAUGCCUUGCCAAAAUGUGA